CCCCGCGGGAGCCAGGCGCCGCGGCUCGGGCGCUUCUGGCGCUUGUCCGCCGCCCUGGGGAUGCUGUGGCUCCCCGCCUCGCAGGCGUUCAACUUGGACGUGGACAAGUUCACGGUGUACAGCGGCCCCGAGGGCAGCUACUUCGGCUACGCGGUGGACUUCCACGUACCUGAUGCUCGCACAGCGAGUGUCUUGGUGGGGGCGCCCAAAGCCAACACCAGCCAGCCGGAUAUCGUGGAAGGGGGAGCCGUCUAUUAUUGUCCUUGGCCCGCGGAGGGGUCUGUGCAGUGCCAGCAGAUACCGUUUGACAACACCAACAACAGAAAGAUCAGAGUUAAUGGAACCAGAGAACCUAUAGAGUUUAAAUCAAAUCAAUGGUUUGGAGCAACAGUGAAAGCUCACAAAGGGAGAGUUGUGGCCUGUGCUCCUUUAUAUCACUGGAGAACUCUUAAACCAACACGAGAAAAGGAUCCAGUUGGCACUUGCUAUGUAGCAAUUCAGAAUUUCAGUGCAUAUGCUGAAUACUCUCCUUGUCGGAACAGCAAUGCUGAUCCUGAAGGUCAGGGUUACUGCCAAGCAGGUUUUAGUCUGGACUUUUAUAAGAAUGGAGACCUUAUAGUAGGCGGACCUGGAAGUUUUUACUGGCAAGGUCAAGUGAUCACUGCCAGUAUUGCAGAUAUCAUUGCAAAUUACUCAUUCAAGGAUAUUCUAAGGAAACUGGCUGGAGAAAAGCAGACAGAAGUGGCUCCAGCUUCCUACGACGAUAGUUACCUGGGAUAUUCAGUUGCUGCUGGGGAAUUUACUGGAGACUCUCAGCAAGAAUUGGUUGCUGGAGUUCCAAGAGGAGCACAGAAUUUUGGAUAUGUCUCAAUCAUUAACUCUACAGAUAUGACCUUUAUUCAGAAUUUCACUGGCGAACAGAUGGCUUCUUAUUUUGGAUAUACCAUUGCAGUAUCAGAUGUUAACAAUGACGGAAUGGAUGACAUAUUGAUUGGGGCACCUCUUUUUAUGGAACGUGAAUUUGAGAGUAACCCUAGAGAAGUAGGACAAAUCUACCUGUAUGUGCAAGUGAGCGCUCUCUUCUUCAGAGACCCACAGGUCUUCACAGGCACCGAGACUUUUGGGAGAUUCGGGAGUGCUGUGGCACACUUAGGAGACCUGAACCAAGAUGGAUACAAUGACAUCGCCGUCGGAGUGCCCUUUGCAGGAAAGGAUCAAAGAGGCAAAGUGCUCAUUUACAAUGGGAACAAGGAUGGUUUAAACACCAAGCCUUCGCAGAUUCUGCAAGGAGUGUGGGCCUCGCAGGCUGUCCCUUCCGGAUUUGGCUUUACUUUAAGAGGAGAUUCAGACAUAGACAAGAAUGAUUACCCAGAUUUGAUUGUGGGCGCAUUCGGAACAGGAAAAGUAGCUGUUUACAGAGCAAGGCCAGUUGUGACUGUGGAUGCCCAGCUUCUUCUACACCCAAUGAUUAUCAAUCUUGAAAAUAAAACUUGCCAGAUUCCAGACUCUCUGACAUCUGUGGCCUGCUUUUCUUUAAGAGUAUGUGCAUCUGUAGAAGGCCAGAGCAUUUCAAACACAAUAGCCCUGAUGGCUGAGGUGCAAUUAGAUUCCCUGAAACAAAAAGGAGCCAUUAAACGAACACUCUUCCUUGAUAACCAUCAGUCCCAUCUCGUCUUCCCUCUUGUGAUAAAGCGGCAGAAACCCCUUCAAUGCCAGGACUUUAUCGUUUACCUUCGAGAUGAAGCUGAAUUCCGAGAUAAAUUAUCUCCAAUCAACAUUAGUUUGAAUUACAGUUUGGAUGAAUCCACCUUUAAAGAAGGCCUGGAAGUGAAACCAAUAUUGAACCACUACAGGGAAAAUGUUGUUAGAGAACAGGCUCACAUCCUGGUGGACUGUGGAGAAGACAAUCUGUGUGUUCCUGACUUGAAGCUGUCAGCUAGACCAGAUAAGAAUCAAAGGGCUUCACUGUUGCCAAUAAUGGGGAGCCCUUGCUCCAGCCCUAAUAAUUGUACUGGACUGCGACCACUGAGCUGUGAGUACAAGAUGGAAAAUGUAACCAGGAUGGUGGUGUGUGACCUUGGUAACCCUAUGGUGGCUGGAACAAAUUAUUCUCUGGGCCUCCGAUUUGCAGUUCCACGUCUUGAGAAAACAAACAUGAGCAUUAACUUCGAUCUCCAAAUCAGAAGUUCCAACAAGGACAAUCCAGACAGCAAUUUUGUGAGUUUGCAAAUCAACAUCACUGCGGUAGCUCAAGUAGAAAUAAGAGGAGUAUCCCACCCCCCACAGAUUGUUCUGCCCAUUCACAACUGGGAACCAGAAGAGGAGCCCCGCAAAGAAGAGGAAGUUGGACCAUUGGUGGAACACAUUUAUGAGCUGCACAAUAUUGGACCAAGUACCAUCAGUGACACUAUUCUGGAGGUGGGCUGGCCAUUCUCUGCCCGGGACGAAUUUCUUCUCUAUAUUUUUCAUAUUCAAACUCUGGGACCUCUGCAGUGUCAAACAAAUCCUGAUAUCAACCCACAGGAUAUAAAGCCAGCCGUCUCCCCAGAGGCCACCCCUGAGCUGAGUGCCUUUUUGCGAAACUCUACCAUUCCACACCUUGUCAGGAAGAGGGACGUGCCUGGGGUCGAGCUCCACAGACAAAGUCCUGCAAAGAUACUGAAUUGUACAAAUAUCGAGUGUUUACAAAUCUCCUGUGCAGUGGGACGACUAGGAGGAGGAGAAAGUGCUGUCCUGAAAGUGAGAUCACGAUUGUGGGCCCAGACCUUCCUCCAGAGAAAAAAUGAUCCCUAUGCUCUUGUAUCUCUCGUGUCCUUUGAAGUUAAGAAGAUGCCUUAUAAAGACCAGCCAGCAAAACUCCCAGAAGGAAACAUAGCAAUUAAGACGUCAGUUAUUUGGGCAACCCCGAAUGUUUCCUUCUCAAUCCCAUUAUGGGUAAUUAUACUAGCAAUACUUCUUGGAUUGUUGGUUCUGGCCAUUUUAACCUUAGCUUUAUGGAAGUGUGGAUUCUUUGACAGAGCAAGACCUCCCCAGGAUGAUCUGACUGACAGGGAACAGCUGACAAGUGACAAGACCCCUGAAGCAUGAUAAGGAAAGACAAAGACCAAAAAACUCAAGCACUGGUCCUGUUCAAAGGAAAGAAAGAACAUAAGGGUUAAAUAAAGGCUUUCCUGUACCUGCCAGUGACCUAAGAAAUGGAAGAACCCCUGAAAAUAUCACCUCAUCAACAGUGCCCUUUGGAGAUGUUGCUAUGGGAGCUCAGUGAACCCUUUUGGAAAAGGCAACCACAGUGCAGUAGAAAGAACCAGUAAUCUUGGAAGG
Galeopterus variegatus (Sunda flying lemur) is the source of this 3321-nucleotide messenger RNA. It is a transcript of the gene ITGA8, whose product is annotated as integrin, alpha 8. Gene Ontology annotation, biological process: integrin-mediated signaling pathway; cell-cell adhesion; cell adhesion mediated by integrin. Gene Ontology annotation, molecular function: integrin binding. The record is from RefSeq and is a predicted model, not a curated record. The annotation marks the transcript as partial. Gene Ontology annotation, cellular component: integrin complex; external side of plasma membrane. NCBI's taxonomy places the organism in Eukaryota, Metazoa, Chordata, Mammalia, Dermoptera, Cynocephalidae. The transcript is spliced from 30 exons.